Messenger RNA from Microdochium trichocladiopsis, 1279 nucleotides. RefSeq lists its product as uncharacterized. The coding region runs from base 163 to 987 and encodes 274 amino acids. Gene Ontology annotation, molecular function: hexosyltransferase activity. The transcript has 4 exons. NCBI's taxonomy places the organism in Eukaryota, Fungi, Ascomycota, Sordariomycetes, Xylariales, Microdochiaceae. Gene Ontology annotation, biological process: carbohydrate metabolic process. The record is from RefSeq and is a predicted model, not a curated record.
ACAACGAGAUGCUUUUAUUGCUGCUGCCUGGGGCUGCCCCGUUCUUUGGCACUUGUCUCUGCUGCGUUUCUCAUUUCCCUUGUCGUCAUCCCUGUGUCGACCCUUUGGACUGCAGCGCUGUCGAACACUUCAAGACCUGUCACAGAUCUGUCGUGGGCCUUGAUGCAUGCGACGCAAGUUUCCAUCAAAGCUCAGCCUGGCAGCCGCCGCGCUUCAAUGGACGAGGCACCACCUCCCCCCUACGAGCUCAUAUCGACCGGUUCACUACUGUCAACCUCGACUGUACUAACGUCGGAUGGCAUCCUCGACAUCAACCUCUCUUCCUCCAACGCAGCCAAGCUUCGCAGCCUCAUUCCCGACCCCCAGCCGAGGACUACAGAUGCCCAGCUCACUACUCCACCAUACUUGCAAGACUGGACGACCCCAUGUCCCAGCCUCAACAUCGUCAUCCACGUGGUCGGAAGCAGAGGUGACGUCCAGCCAUUCAUUGCCUAUGGCACCGCCUUGCAGCGCUAUGGCCACAGAGUCCGAUUAGCUACCCACGGGUGCUUUAGAAAGUUCGUGCGGGACUCUGGCCUGGAGUUCUAUGACAUUGGGGGCGACCCGACUGAUCUCAUGGCUUACAUGGUCAAGAACCCCGGCCUCAUGCCCUCCCUCGAGUCCAUGCGCGGAGGCGGCAUUGGUCGCAAGCGCAAGAUGAUGACCGAGAUGCUGCAGGGCUGCUGGAGGUCGUGCAUCGAGCCCGACGCCGUCACCCGCGCGCCGUUUGUCGCCGAGGCUAUCGUCGCCAACCCGCCGAGUUUCGCCCACGUCCACUGCGCCCAAGCCCUCGGGGUUCCCGCGCACAUCAUGUUCACCAUGCCGUGGAGCGCGACGCGCGCGUUUCCGCACCCACUGGUCAAGAUGAGCGGCGCGGGGGACAUUGAGCCUGGUGUUGCCAACUGGCUGACGUAUGGUAUGGUGGACUUGAUGACGUGGCAAGGGUGAGACUUCUCCUUUCUUCAUGGUGAGUUUCGUCGUUGAUCUGCAUGCGCAGAAAGACUCCGGGUGUCUUUGAGGUUAGGAUCUGUGUUCCUCAGACCACUGUGGUUGUCGUCCGGCCCCAUUUCAGCCACAUUAUCGGUCCGAAGGCCAUCGGUAUGCAGCGCUGAAGACGGGGGACAUCCUGGAAGCGCUAUUAAUUCUGUCAAUGAUCCUUGAAUAAUCAACAAUGAUACCGUGUUUUGAGAAUGGUAUAUACCUUGUGCGCGAAACUUAGUAGCUAUACCGUUUGGACCCA